CGUGACCCAGGUAAUUGGUCCAGCACUCCGCGCGCGCGCCUCCCCCUCUGCACAGCCCCUGGACCCGCAGCCUCCCAGCACCGCGGGGCCCGGAACCCCGGCCAGCCGACUUGCUGCGGGUCACCUCAGGAGACCACCCUUCUUCCUUGGCUGAGGAACUUGCCUGUCCCUCCAACUCACAAUGAGUCAGCUGAGGCUGCUGCCGUUCAGGUUGGGACCACAGGCCAUGAAGCUCCUGGCCACACGGGACAUCCCAGUGUUCAGUGGGCACAGGAUGUCCUCUGGGCCACCGACCACCGUCCCCAGCAGAAGUGGAGUCAGCUCCAGUUACGUGGAGGAGAUGUACUUUGCCUGGUUGGAAAACCCACAGAGUGUUCACAAGUCCUGGGACAGCUUCUUCCAGAAAGCUAGUAAGGAGGCCUCUCUGGGUCCUGCUCAGCCGCAGCCCCCUGCUGGCAUCCACGAGAUCAGGCCAUCAGUCUCAAGCUGCACCAAGACCAGCAAGCUGGUAGAAGACCACCUGGCAGUGCAGUCCCUGAUCCGUGCCUACCAGAUCCGAGGCCACCAUGUGGCCCAGCUGGACCCCCUGGGCAUCCUGGAUGCAGACCUGGACUCCUUUGUGCCCUCAGACUUGAUAACAACCAUUGAUAAAUUGGCCUUCUACGACCUGCAGGAGGCUGAUCUGGAUAAAGAGUUCCAACUGCCCACCACGACUUUCAUUGGGGGCUCGGAGAACAUGCUCUCUCUGCGAGAGAUCAUUCGUCGCCUGGAGAGCACCUACUGCCAGCACAUUGGCCUGGAGUUCAUGUUUAUUAACGAUGUGGAGCAGUGCCAGUGGAUCCGACAGAAGUUUGAGACUCCUGGUGUGAUGCAGUUUUCCAGCGAGGAGAAGCGGACCCUGCUGGCCAGGCUGGUGCGCUCCAUGAGAUUUGAAGACUUCCUGGCUAGGAAGUGGUCUUCAGAGAAGCGGUUUGGCCUAGAAGGCUGUGAGGUCAUGAUUCCUGCUCUUAAGACCAUUAUCGACAAAUCUAGUGAGAUGGGGAUUGAAAACGUCAUUCUGGGGAUGCCACACAGGGGCAGGCUAAAUGUGCUGGCCAACGUGAUCCGCAAGGACCUGGAGCAAAUCUUCUGUCAGUUUGAUCCCAAGCUGGAAGCAGCAGAUGAGGGCUCUGGUGAUGUCAAAUACCAUCUGGGCAUGUACCAUGAGAGGAUCAACCGUGUCACCAACAGAAACAUCACAUUGUCGCUGGUAGCUAACCCUUCCCACCUGGAAGCUGUGGACCCUGUGGUACAGGGGAAGACUAAGGCAGAACAGUUCUACCGUGGGGAUGCCCAGGGUAGGAAGGUCAUGUCCAUCUUGGUCCAUGGGGAUGCUGCCUUCGCUGGCCAGGGUGUUGUCUAUGAGACCUUCCAUCUGAGUGACCUGCCUUCCUACACCACCAAUGGCACAGUACAUGUUGUGGUCAACAACCAGAUUGGCUUUACCACAGACCCCCGAAUGGCUCGCUCCUCACCUUACCCCACUGACGUGGCACGGGUGGUCAACGCACCCAUCUUCCACGUGAACGCAGAUGACCCGGAGGCCGUGAUCUAUGUGUGCAGUGUGGCGGCUGAGUGGAGGAAUACCUUCAACAAAGAUGUUGUCGUGGACCUGGUCUGUUACCGCCGGCGUGGCCACAAUGAGAUGGACGAGCCCAUGUUCACACAGCCGCUCAUGUACAAGCAGAUCCACAAGCAGGUACCCGUGCUGAAGAAGUAUGCGGACAAGCUCAUUGCCGAGGGCACGGUCACUCUACAGGAGUUUGAGGAAGAAAUUGCCAAAUACGACCGGAUCUGUGAGGAGGCGUAUGGCAGGUCCAAGGAUAAAAAGAUCCUGCAUAUAAAGCACUGGCUAGACUCCCCCUGGCCUGGCUUCUUUAAUGUGGAUGGAGAGCCCAAGAGCAUGACGUGCCCAACCACGGGCAUCCCCGAGGACAUGCUGACCCACAUUGGCAAUGUGGCCAGCUCUGUGCCCCUGGAGGACUUUAAGAUCCACACAGGUCUCUCUCGUAUCCUGCGUGGCCGGGCAGACAUGACCAAGAAGCGCACAGUGGACUGGGCGUUGGCAGAGUACAUGGCCUUCGGUUCGCUGCUAAAGGAGGGUAUCCACGUGCGGCUCAGUGGCCAGGAUGUGGAGAGGGGCACAUUCAGCCACCGGCACCAUGUUCUUCAUGACCAGGAAGUUGACCGGAGGACGUGUGUCCCUAUGAACCACCUGUGGCCUGAUCAGGCCCCCUAUACUGUGUGCAACAGCUCCCUCUCAGAGUACGGAGUUCUAGGCUUUGAGCUGGGCUAUGCCAUGGCCAGCCCCAAUGCCCUGGUCCUCUGGGAAGCUCAGUUUGGUGACUUCCACAACACGGCCCAGUGCGUCAUCGACCAGUUCAUCAGCACUGGCCAGGCCAAGUGGGUGCGGCACAACGGCAUCGUGCUCCUGCUGCCCCAUGGCAUGGAGGGCAUGGGUCCAGAGCACUCUUCGGCAAGGCCAGAGAGGUUCCUGCAGAUGAGUAAUGAUGACUCCGAUGCCUAUCCGGUGUUCACUGAGGACUUCGAGGUGAGCCAGCUCUAUGACUGCAACUGGAUUGUGGUGAACUGCUCCACCCCAGCCAGCUACUUCCACGUGCUGCGCCGACAGAUCCUGUUGCCCUUCCGCAAGCCACUCAUUGUCUUCACACCUAAGUCUCUGCUGAGGCACCCUGACGCCAAGUCCAGCUUUGACCAGAUGGUGUCCGGAACUAGCUUCCAGCGAAUGAUUCCAGAAGAUGGCCCUGCAGCACGGUCUCCUGGGCAGGUCCAGCGACUCAUCUUCUGCACAGGAAAGGUGUACUAUGACCUGGUAAAGGAGCGCAGCAGCCAGGGCCUGGAGGAGCAGGUGGCCAUCACACGCCUGGAGCAGAUCUCGCCAUUCCCUUUUGACCUGAUCAUGCGGGAGGCAGAGAAGUACUCAGGUGCCGAGCUGGUGUGGUGUCAGGAGGAACAUAAGAACAUGGGCUAUUACGACUACAUCAGUCCACGCUUCAUGACUCUGCUUGGCCGCUCCCGGCCCAUAUGGUAUGUUGGCCGGGACCCAGCAGCUGCACCAGCCACUGGAAACAAGAAUGCUCACUUGGUGUCGCUGAGGAAGUUUCUGGAUACUGCCUUCAACCUGAAGGCCUUUGAGGGCAAGACAUUUUAGGAUGAAGCCAAACCUGUUCAGGUGUUGCCUAGGGAGGUUGUCUGGGAACUUUGGGGGCCCCAGACGAACCACACUCAUGUAGCUAAACCACACUUAUGUAGCAGUUGGGACCAAAGACUAGCAUUGCUAACUUUGGUCUCCGUGUUAUUUCAGAAUUGGUCAGGACCAAGAAUUAGCAUUCCUUAGAUAAAAGGGAGAUAGAUGUACUCUGUUACUCUGCUGACCUUUCUGGACCGCUCUCUCCCCCUUUCUCUCUCUCUUUCUCCGUGGUUUCUCUAGCUGUAUUGGUCUGGUCUCUAGCCAGCCCCUGGAGCUGUGCACUGUCACUCUCGUCCUGGCUGUCCUUGUUGCUAUUCCCCCUGUUGUUUCCAUCCAUAGAUUCAGAGAUGCUCUCUGUUGUGCUCUUAGAAGUAGCAAUUUCAGCAAUAACGACAGGUGAAGCUCAACCGCCCCGGGGAAACUCUGUGAGAUGUAGCGCACACGUGUGAACCAAAGCAGGAAACCAAAGAGCAGAGGAAUAAAGACGUGCUUGGGAAAGACCCGCUGUUCUCCGUUCAUAUCACAAAGUCGGGCGCGGUGGCUGCAGUGGCGAGGGAAGGAGAAUAGGGAGGAAGAAAAGCAGUAGAGAGUGUGUCAGUGUCCACACAAUAGAUUUUCCCUUGAGCUGCAGGCAGGUUUUCCCCGCUCCUCUUUGGCUUCUCUAAAGUUACCCUAGUUGAACUUGCACAUGCUAAGAUGCUGGGAGCUGUGGCCCUUACUUUCUACAGAUUAUCUGUUCAUGUGUCCCCUUCCCAGAGUGCCUCCUUGGAACUAGGUACCAGGCCUCCAGGUGCAAGGUCGCAGCUUCAUGCAGCCUCUUCAAACUUGGGGUUCUGUUUAUACAUGUGGUUCCCUCUAUUUUUUCCCCUUCCCUCCCUGUCACUUUCCUUUCUUACAGAAUCCAAGGCAGAGUGACACCUGCAGCGAUUGCUGUAUUUUAUUAUGUUGUUUGCACUUUCAUAUGUGCCUGCCUUGCAUUAGGUCAUGCUCCCGUGCCAUUCCCAUGCAUGCUCUUCCUUCCCAUCCUCAUGAAUUUCUCAAGUUCAUAUCUAAAUCUAUUUGUUUUGUUUGGUGAUUCAUCAAAAUCAACCAUGGUUCUUUUUCUCACUGGGUUGGGAGCUAUCCAAUGGAGCCUCAUGGGCCAGGACCAGGUAUACAGUUAAAGACUGAGACCUUUCCCAAAUCAAUUGAUAGUAUAUAUAGUUUUUCUUUUUUCUUCUUUUAUUUUUGUUUGUUUGUUUGGUCUCUGUUUGGUACUGGGAAUUUAGCCUAGAGCCUGGUGUGGUUGAGUGGUCAUUUUGCCCCUGAAGUGUGUUUCCAGCCACGACAAUAGUUUAAUCCACUGAGUUACGAGUCUUUCUGGAGCAAAGUGUGGGUGUUACAGGAGUCAGGAAAGGCUCCUUGUUUGAAGGAGAAGUUGUCCCAGAGGAAUAAGAUAUUACCUGGAAGGGACUCAGGGGCACUCACCAUGGGGUUUGGUUGGGUAUAUCUUAGAUAAACAAGCUGAAGUUGCAUGGGUGAGUGUAAAGUGUGUGAGCCUUACAGUCAGCUUGUUGGGUACACUAAUAAUUCUGCCACAAGAAUACAGAGAAGGGUGCAAGCAGACUGGAGGGGCCUCCUGUACAGAGGUGAGUUCUAGAUCACUAAAUGGGUGGAAACUGCAUGAACCAAGGACUCCUACCCAAUUUAGUAAACGGUGACUGGGAAAUAAACUCUUCAGAAGGACUGUGACUCCAUUAGAGGGCAAGGAGAGGAGUGGUAAUAUUAAAUAAUCUCAUUUAAAACAACUGAGUAUUUAGAGGAACUGUGUAUUUCUGAUUUGAAAGAUCACAGCUGGACACAUAGCCUACUAUACUCAGUAGAACUCUUGUAAGUGAAAAUGAAAGCUCCCGUGGUAAAAGUUGGCUAAAGGAAUUCAUUCA
This is a messenger RNA of Chionomys nivalis (European snow vole), 5172 nucleotides long. RefSeq names its product oxoglutarate dehydrogenase L (gene Ogdhl). Gene Ontology annotation, cellular component: mitochondrion; oxoglutarate dehydrogenase complex. The record is from RefSeq and is a predicted model, not a curated record. NCBI's taxonomy places the organism in Eukaryota, Metazoa, Chordata, Mammalia, Rodentia, Cricetidae. Gene Ontology annotation, biological process: tricarboxylic acid cycle. The transcript is spliced from 24 exons. Bases 182 to 3211 code for a protein of 1009 amino acids. Gene Ontology annotation, molecular function: oxoglutarate dehydrogenase (succinyl-transferring) activity; thiamine pyrophosphate binding.